UCAGAGCGGGCGCUCACCGCGGAUCUCCCGCACUGUCGGGUGAGUGCGGACCCCGCCCGCCCUGGGUUCUCCCGCUCGACCACGCAGCCCCGCCCCGAGCCUCCGCCUCCCAUCCUCCAAGGGGCCAGCCCCGGCCCACCCGCCCGCUGCGGUGGGCGGCAGUCACGACUUGAGACACUCUCGAUCUGGAGCGAGGUGGCCGCUGGUGCUGCGCUGGGCGGAGCAGAGGCCCGGGAGGUGGGCAGGACCUGGCCAGGAGAGGCCCCAGGGCACACGCCACCGCCUGGCGGGAUGGACAUCCCGGGGACCUGGCACUGAGAGAGCACCACCUAAGUCCAGUGAGCCUGGGUUCCCCAAACCGUUCUAGCUGGCCACGAUGAUCCCUCCAAGUGGUGCACGCGAGGACAGCGGGGACAGGCUGACCAGGGAGGCGACAGGAACAGAGCAGCCGCCCUCUCCUGCGUCCACCAGCAGCUUGGAAUCCAAGCUCCAGAAACUAAAACGGUCACUUUCUUUCAAGACCAAGAGCUUGCGGAGCAAAAGCGCUGACAACUUCUUCCCAAGAACCAACAGUGACGUGAAAUCACAAGCAGACCUGCUGACCAAGACCAGCCCAAGCCCCAGCCCGAUACCCAUUCCUGGAAACCUGGCAUCCAUGCCCACGAGGGCUGGCCUGCACCCUGGCAGCAACAGCAAGGUCCACGCCUUUCAGGAGCAUGUCUUUAAGAAACCCACCUUCUGUGAUGUCUGCAACCACAUGAUCGUGGGAACACACGCAAAGCAUGGACUACGCUGUGGAGCCUGUAAAAUGAGCAUCCAUCACAAGUGUGCAGAUGGCCUGGCACCCCAGCGGUGCAUGGGCAAGCUGCCAAAGGGAUUUCGGCGUUACUACAGCUCCCCCUUGCUCAUUCACGAACAGUUUGGAUGCAUUAAAGAAGUUAUGCCCAUUGCUUGUGGCAAUAAGGUGGAUCCAGUGUACGAGGCCCUCCGAUUCGGCACAUCCCUGGCCCAGAGAACAAAGAAGGGCGGCUCAGGCAGCGGUUCUGACUCACCUCCCAGAACCUCGACCUCAGAGCUCGGAGAGGUUCCUGAAGAGGCUGAUGGGCCAGGAGACAGCUGUGACCUCAGGACACGCAGCAACAGUGUGUUUACAUAUCCAGAAAACGGUACCGAUGACUUCAGAGACCAAGCUAAGGCCAUAAACCACCAGGGACCUCUUUCCAAAGACCCAUUACAGAUGAACACCUACGUUGCCUUGUACAGAUUUAUACCACAGGAGAAUGAAGACUUGGAAAUGAGGCCAGGAGACAUGAUUACUCUUCUAGAAGACUCCAAUGAAGACUGGUGGAAAGGAAAGAUUCAGGACAGGGUUGGUUUCUUUCCAGCCAACUUUGUUCAGCGAGUAGAGCAGCAUGAAAAGAUUUAUAGGUGUGUUAGAACCUUCGUUGGCUGCAAGGACCAGGGGCAAAUCACACUGAAAGAGAACCAGAUCUGUGUGACUUCUGAGGAGGAACAGGACGGCUUCAUCCGAGUCCUGAGUGGGAAGAAGAGAGGCCUCGUCCCACUGGAUGUCCUGGUAGACGUGUGA
Acomys russatus (golden spiny mouse) is the source of this 1588-nucleotide messenger RNA. RefSeq names its product SH3 and cysteine rich domain (gene Stac). The record is from RefSeq and is a predicted model, not a curated record. Lineage: Eukaryota; Metazoa; Chordata; Mammalia; Rodentia; Muridae. Gene Ontology annotation, molecular function: transmembrane transporter binding. The transcript is spliced from 11 exons. Bases 377 to 1588 code for a protein of 403 amino acids. Gene Ontology annotation, cellular component: extrinsic component of cytoplasmic side of plasma membrane. Gene Ontology annotation, biological process: skeletal muscle contraction; positive regulation of protein localization to plasma membrane; positive regulation of voltage-gated calcium channel activity.